Linum trigynum is the source of this 1575-nucleotide messenger RNA. The record is from the annotation of a GenBank genome assembly. Lineage: Eukaryota; Viridiplantae; Streptophyta; Magnoliopsida; Malpighiales; Linaceae.
AUGGCUAUGUUCAUGACCAGCUGCUUCCUGCUCGUAUUUUCGUCGCUAAUAGUUAUCGAUGGAGCUCGAGUUAUGAUCAAUCGCUCUGCCCGCGAUACUACUGCGAUCAAUGGUACUACAAGUAGCAGAGCUUCUUCCCUCAACAGAAGGAGCUUCCCUGCCGGCUUCAUAUUCGGCACGGCUUCCUCGGCAUACCAGUAUGAAGGUGCGGCGAAUGAAGGUGGCAGAACUCCAAGCAUCUGGGACAAUUACGCUCAUCAAUUCGCAAAUAAGAUAGCCGACCAUAGUAAUGGAGAUGUGGCAACGGAUUCUUAUCACCGUUACAAGGAAGAUGUUAAGAUCAUGAAGGAUUUGGGUUUUGAAGCUUAUCGAAUAUCGAUAUCAUGGUCAAGAAUUUUACCCAAUGGAAAGUUGAGUGGAGGAGUGAACAAAGAAGGAGUGAAGUAUUACAACAAUCUCAUCGACGAACUCCUCACAAAUGGGAUCCAGCCCUUCGUGACUAUCUUUCACUGGGAUCUCCCUCAAGCUCUGGAAGCAGAGUACAAGGGUUUCCUUAACCCUCGUGUCGUGAGUGAUUUUCGGGACUAUGCGGAAGUAUUGUUCAAGGAGUUUGGGGACAAGGUGAAGAACUGGAUCACAAUCAACGAGCCACUGAGCUACAGCGCCGCAGGGUAUGCGUAUGGCUAUCUUGCGCCGGGGAGGUGCUCCAGUUGGGUGCCCAUGAACUGCACAGGCGGAGACUCGUCAACCGAGCCUUACAUCGUCGGCCACCACAUCCUCCUCUCUCAUUCCGCCGCCGUCGAUUUGUACAAGCAGAAAUAUCAGGCAAGGCAGAAGGGUCAGAUAGGGAUCACACUGGUGUCUCCAUGGGUAAUUCCCUACACUAACUCCACUGAGAACAGGAAUGCACAAGCUAGAUCUCUUGAUUUCAGUUUGGGCUGGUUUUUCGAACCCCUGACGAGCGGUUCUUAUCCGCAAUCGAUGAGGACUCUCGUCGGCAAGAGGCUGCCCGAGUUCACGAAACAAGAAUCGGAGAAGAUCAGAGGGUCGUUCGAUUUCAUCGGGAUGAACUAUUACACGGCUUCUUAUGCAGUUGAUACGCCUUUGUUUGGCUUUGCACCCCGGAGCUACAUGACUGAUUCACUUCUUAACACAACAGACAACCGUAAUGGAGUCUCAAUUGGACCAAAAGGAGCUUCGAGUUGGCUAAAUGUGUAUCCCAAAGGAAUAUAUGAUAUUUUGUCGUACAUAAAGCGCAAGUACAACGAUCCAGUCAUUUACAUUACAGAAAAUGGGAUCGACGAGCUCAAUAACGACAAGGUGCUGCCGCCGGCAGAAGCUCUCCAAGACAAAAUGAGGAUCCGUUAUCACCGCCGGCAUCUGUAUUACCUCCAGAAAGCGAUCCGUGAUGGAGUUAACGUAAAGGGCUAUUUUGCUUGGUCGUUGCUGGACAAUUACGAAUGGACAAGUGGAUACACUACUCGAUUUGGACUAUUUUAUGUGGACUUCAAGAAUGGGCUUGCUCGAUAUCCCAAACAAUCUGCCAAGUGGUUCAAAAGUUUCUUAUCCCAAUAG